This is a messenger RNA of Triticum turgidum subsp. durum (durum wheat), 438 nucleotides long. The record is from the annotation of a GenBank genome assembly. NCBI's taxonomy places the organism in Eukaryota, Viridiplantae, Streptophyta, Magnoliopsida, Poales, Poaceae.
AUGGGCGUCGUCAAGGAAAUGGCGCCUGUGGCGCUCUGCGUGCUAGGUGUCAUGUUCCUCGUCGGGAUGGCUGACAUGAGCGGUCUCCCCGGCUGCGGAAGACCGACGAGGAUGGAUCUCCAUGAGCUCGCGGCCCAGGUGCGCACCACCCUCGUGGGCACCGCCUCCUCGGCCGCCGGGAUACUCAUCUGGGUCGGCAAGGUGGCCGACGACCUGAGCGCCGCUGGGUGGGACUGGGAGAUGCGCGCCAUAUUCAUCGUCGGCGUCAACCUCUCCCUCGCCUCGUCGUUCCUCGCCCUCUCCGCCCUCGUCUUGGAGCUCUCCUGCGACCCCGUCGUCAACUACUGCAUCGCGGCGGGGCUCAUCGGCGUGCAUCUCGUAGCCGCGUGGGCAGUCCGUGGUCGUCUCCGGGCAGUGAGGCUCCGUCGAGCUACCUAG